Molecule: messenger RNA, 1611 nt
Organism: Mytilus trossulus (common blue mussel)
Lineage: Eukaryota; Metazoa; Mollusca; Bivalvia; Mytilida; Mytilidae
Exons: 2
Coding region: 1-1611 (536 amino acids)
Cellular component (GO): cytoplasm
Molecular function (GO): protein serine/threonine kinase activity
Source: RefSeq, a predicted model, not a curated record
AUGGAACGAACUUGUUAUAUUGCAGUUUUACUUUGUACUACUUUUAUUUGCAUAACACAGUCAACGACUCUCCGGGAAGAUGAUUUCAUGCCAGCAGAACCUGUAUGGCCACCAAUCGAUCCACUAGGAACUGCCAGGCCACCAAUUGAUCCUCAAGCAACUAGACUCCCAGAAUCCACUCAAAUACCAAGAUUAACUAGACCUCCAAUUUCUCUCGAAAAUCCUCUUGAUUUAGCUUUUAUUAUGGACACUACAGGAAGCAUGUCUUCAUAUAUUCAGAGUGCGAAGGAAAAUAUUCGAAAAAUUGUCAACGCCAUAGUAAGAAGUUCUCAAAGUAGAGUUCGGUUGGCCCUAGUGGAGUACAGAGAUCACAAACCACAGGAGCGUUCGUUCGUGAUAAGAACCCAUGACUUUACUGAAUCCGUGGAAACAAUGAAAACAUGGCUGGACAAUGCAAAGGCACAAGGAGGUGGUGACACACCGGAAGCGGUUGCUGAUGCUUUGCAUGAAGCGGCAAUGUUAUCAUGGAAUACGGAAUCAACUAAAAUCAGUAUUAUGGUUUCCGAUGCUCCACCUCAUGCUUUGGAUCCUUCUAUGGAUAGUUCAUUUCAUAACGGAUGUCCGAAUGAACACGAUCCAAUGCAAACUGUACGAGAAUUAGCUAAAUUGGGUAUAACAUUAUAUACUGUUGGUGUCGAGCCAUCUAUCAAUAAAUACAAGGAUUUCUUUGAAGCUCUAGCUUACAACACAGGUGGACAAUAUGUACCUAUGCGAAACCCAUACCAACUCAUAAAUGUGAUAAUUGGAGGAGCUCAAGAACAACUGUCAUUGAAUGAAUUCACAUCGGAAGUAAGGAAUGAAGUCGAAAAAUAUGUUGCUGAUGGUCAAGAAGUCGAUGAAAGCGCAAUUGCUCAAACUGUUUAUCAGAGACUAAAUGCAAGAGGGGUGCAAACUAAGCACCUUACGAAAAACAGCAAAGCGUUAGAAGGACCAUCUUCAACAGCAAAGUUGUUAGCCGAUUUGUCAUCUAUGGCUGAUGUUAGGAAGAAAAUGGGAAACAAAUUUACAAAUGUCCCGAUACGAAGGCAUGGAGGAAGAUCGAGAAAAAGGCAUAGAAUGAGAGUUUCUUCUGCAAUUUCAAGAUCUCGCCCAACAGAACCAGAAUUUCACAGAUUUUUAUCUGACAUAAGCCCAAUAUAUUUCGAACGCAGUUAUGACCGCAGAGUAGCUCCUAAAUUGGAUGCCGAGUAUGGUGUAGAACCAAGAUAUAUUUCACAUACUAGUAAAGGAUAUUCUGGUGCUCGGUCUCAUGCAAAAUCUCCGAGGGAAAAAUUCACCACAGUAGAAUCUGGUAUUAGUCUAGAUCAAAUUGAAAGGUGGACAAUAUAUACCCAUGAGAAACCCCCAUAUCAGCUAAUAGAUGUCAUUAGUGGAGGCGUUCGGGAAGAACUUUCUCCAAAUAAAUUCACAUCGGAAGUAAAAAAUGAAGUUGAAAAAUAUGUUGAUCGUGGCGAGGAAGUUGAUGAAAUGGUAAUUGCUCAAACUAUUUAUCAGAGACUGAAUACUCAAGGUGUAAAAAGUAAGCACCUUACAGAGAACAGCAAAGCGUAA